AUGAAACGUGUUAAUUUUACUACAACAACUACUAAUGAAACAACAUCGAUUAAUUUACAAGGUUAUGUUAUUGGAGUUUCUAAUAUGAUAAAAAAUGAAAACAACUCUAAUCAUCAUUAUACUUUAACGAUGGAAGGUCAUAAUAGUUCUGUUAUAACUGUAAUGCGUUAUGUAAGUUCAAAUGCUAUUUGCCGUCUACACGCACAAUUACGAAUAUUAUCUAAUAAUCAACAUGCAUUUGAACUAUUACAUUUAAAAGCAAGUGCAGGUUCAUAUACAAUAACAAAUGAAACUCGUUUAGUUGAAAAGCAAAUAGCAUUUCAACCACAAUGGUGCAUUACUCAAGAUAUUUUAUUUUUAAAGUCGUUAGCAGAAGAAAAAAUAUGUGCUGUAGAAUGUAAAAUUAUUCAUGUUAAUCGACCUGAACCAUUUACAGUUACAUCUGGUUAUAAACGAACUCAAAAAUUACGUAAAGAAAUAAUUGUUGCUGAUAAAACUGGUGCUAUGAUAUUGAACAUAUAUGAAAUUCAUUUUAAUUCAAUAACUUCUGGUCUAUCUUAUAAAAUAAGUGCAUUAAAAACACGUUCAUUCAAAGAUAUUAUAUCAUUGUCAGCAAUCACAGAAACAAAAUUUGAACUUAUUCCUGAUUUAAUUGAUGUAUCAUAUGAUACUACUUCAUUAACAGCUUCAUUGAAAAAAAUAGAUGGUAAAAUUAUUCGACUAGAACCAGAUCUAUGUUAUAAUAAGGACAACAACGAUACGUGUUCUUAUAUGGCUACAAUAGAAACAUCGCCUACAGAAGAAUAUACAUUAUUUGUAUCCCGCGAUUGCCUUUUACAAUGUCUUAAUAUAUCAGAAGAUUCUUCGAAAAUUACCGAAAUUAUGCUGUACAAUUUAAUAGAACAACAACAGUUCAUGUUGUCAAAUGUUCAAUGCAUUUAUGAAAUUAGUUCAGGAAUAAUAAAAUUUAUUGAACGACAAAAUUCAAAUAUAAUUAAUACAUUAAUUUCAUGGCCCUAUUUAUUACCACAAUCGUUUGAUGUUCAUACAUUAAAUAAAGUAUGGGCUUAUUAUCGUACUGAUCUCUUUUCUUUAUAUGUGCGAUUAUUUUCUUAUUCACCUUUUGUUUAUCGACCAAAAUAUACACUUGUCAAUAUUUUCAAAGUACCAUUUCUAUUAAAACCUGAUUCUUUAACGUCUUAUGAGCAACACUUUUUCAAAUUACAUGGUCAAUAUCCACCGGUACCUCCACAUGUUAUUUCUAAUUUCGAACAAUUUUAUUCAAAUUUAAUUCAACGAUAUCAAUUCGAUAAAAUAGCUCCUUUUAUCGAUUUUAACAAAUUUAUUUUGGCUGGUGGUUCAGUUUUAAUAUCAAUGUUACGCAAUGUAUCACAACCUAUAUCAUCUGAUCUUGACUUUUUUUAUAUUGGUCAUACAUUUAACGAUUUUUUUCAAUCAUUUACCAAUAUACGAGAAAGACUAACCAAUUUAUAUAUUGUCAAACAUAUGAUUUUAUCAAAACGACGAGUAUAUCAACUCGAAGUUAUAUUUGCUUCGACAAUGGCCGAAGUUUUAAACCAAUCAAAUAAUGAAAAUAAGAUAAUACUACAAUUUAUUUAUCAUCCAUCAGUAUCUUCCAUUCAAUCUUAUUUAAUGGCAUUUGAUGUAGAUAUUGUACAAGUGGCGUAUAAUGGUACAGAAGUACUUUCUACAUGGUCAUUUAUUCGUGCAUUAAAUACAGGCACGUUUAUUUGCUUUAAUUUAAUAAAUGAUUUACAGAAACUUGGUCGUACUGCACUUCGUAUUGUGAAAUACUGUCAAAGAAGUUUCAAGUUGUUAUAUCCACAUGAUUUUCAAAUGGAAAAUUUUUUAUGUUUACCAAUUAGUCAAUUAAACAUCAAUAAACCUAAUUAUUAUUCUUUAUCACACGCACAAUUCGGAUCUAAUAAUGAUUUUUUUCAAUUACAACAAAAAUUUGUCGACACAUUUAUUAAUCAAAAUUUUUAA
Messenger RNA from Adineta steineri, 2007 nucleotides. The record is from the annotation of a GenBank genome assembly. NCBI's taxonomy places the organism in Eukaryota, Metazoa, Rotifera, Eurotatoria, Adinetida, Adinetidae.